AAAGAAAACGGAUCGUUGCACUUUUUAUCGGGGAAACGCUGAAAUCCACAAAAUAAAAAGUUUUCUAUGGAUUUAGACUAAUUUGACAUCUUGUACUUAUUAAUUUUAAUUAUGUUUUGGAGCGGAAACUAUAUUGUAGUAAGGGAGCUAAAUUUUCUUCUAAAAGAAGAGAAUCCAACAUUGACUCAGGUGCUAGAGGCGGAUGAUAUCCUGCAAGAAUGUAAAGCCGACAACAGGAAUUUGAUGCUGUUCCUCACAAAGCCAGAGAUCCUGGCGGAACUGAUAACGCUGAUCACGGAGGAGCCGCCGGACAGCGUGGAGCUGACGGCGCAGUACCGGCACGCGAGCAUCGCGUGCGAGGUGCUCACCAGCCACCUGUCCAUGCUCAGCGACCGGCUCUCGCUCGACGUCACGCAGAUGAACCGGCUCUGCGACUUCCUCAACAAGGAGCCACCGCUUAACCCGCUGCUCGCCUCCUACUUCAGUAAAACUAUCGAAAUGUUACUGGAGCGCAGUCCCAAACAGGACUGGUACCUGUACCACAUCGUGUGCUUGCGCGUGCUCGACUUCUUCAAGUCGCGGCGCGACUUCCUGCCCAACCUGCUGCGACACAUCUCCACCUCCGCCAUCGCCGACACCUUCAAGUACUUCAUACGGCUCGACGACCUAUUCAACAAAAUUAUAAUGGAGUGGUUGGAAGAGCAUCAGUUUUUGGAGAGCCUAAUCCAAAUAAUCUGUGGCACCUACGUGCCCGAGGAGAUCGACCAGACCCAGGAGAAGGGUCAACAGGACGCCAGCGAGAAAGUUGAGCUCACCAACCACGAAGCUGAAGACGCCAAGCCGGAACAGAACACGACCAGUGAACGCGACAAAGAGUCGACGGCCAACGGGAGCGCGACGGACGAGGUGGUGGAACGGGCGGAGUGUGCUGGGCGGGAGGCGGCGGCGGCGGCGGCGGCGGCGGCGCGGCGGCGCGAGCGCGUGCAGGCCGUGGCGUCGGCGAACGCGGCGGCGCUGCUGUGCGACCUGGUGCUGAACGGCUGCGUGGGCGAGGGCUGCAGCAGCCGCUCGCGCAGCAGCUGGGCGCUGGCGGCGCGGCUGGCGGGCGAGGCGCGCGUGCGGCUGCUGCUGCAGGGCAUGUUCACGUGCCCGGCCGCCGCGGGCCGCGCCGCGCUCGUGCACGGCUGCCAGCUGCUGCUGGCGCUGCUGCACCGCGGCGCCGACCACGAGCCGCCCGGCGACGGCGCGCGGCGCGGCGUCGAGGCCGCGCUCGCGCCGCACCUGCCGCUGCUGCACCAGGCGCUGCUGCAGCCGCCACCCUCGCCACCCUCGCCACCCUCGCCGGCCUCGUCCGCCGCGACCGCCGCGCACGUCGGCCUGCCGCGCGUGCAGGCCGCCGCGCUGCUGGCGCACCUGCUGCACUCGGACGUGCCCGACGUGCACACCGCGCUCCUCACGCUCGGCACGGCGGGCGUGCUGGUGGAGAUGUUCUUCUCGUUCCCGCAGAACAACUUCCUGCACGCGCAGGUGUUCGCGCUGGUGGCCAACGCGCUCGCCAACCAGCCCUACCGCCGCCGCUACCUGCACCAUCUCUUGGUGGAAUGUGAUCUUCUAAAUCGACUCAUGGAUCUGUUUGAAGACAAAGAGACUGAUAAUGAUAAGGAGCCGCGGGCGGUGCGCACUGCCAACACCGGCUACGCGGUGCUCGCGCUCGAGCGGAUAGCGCGCGCGCUCGACGACGACCAGCAGCAGCAGCAGCAGCAGCAGCAGCAGCCGCAGCAGCAGCCGCAGCAGCAGCCGCAGCAGCGGGCCGAGGCCGAGCCGGCCGGCGUGCUGGGCGAGGCGCUGGCGGCGCGCUGGCAGUCGUUCCGCGAGCGCGUGCUGCGGCCGCUGCUGCAGCAGCGCGACACGCCGCUCGGCGGAUACUAUCCAUCAGAAAAUAUAUAUGAGGUAGACAACAUGGCCGACCCGCUGAUGGCCGGAUAUGACUACAACGACGUGACCGCCAGCGCCGACGACGCCAUCGACAACACCGGCGCCGACCUCAACCAGAUGUGCGUGGCGGGCGUGGCGGGCGUGGCGGGCGUGGCGGGCGGCGAGGAGGCCGCCGACAGCGCCGAGAUCGAGUACGCGGCCGACGCGCUCGGGCUGCAGCCCGAACCCCACGCGGAGAACGCGGAGAGCAACUUCUUAAAAUUGGCCAGCCAACGCUUCGAUGACGACAGCAUGUGGGAGGAGGGCCCGACGGAGGAGGAGUGCGCGGGCGAGGAGGAGGAGGAGGAGGAGGAGGAGGAGGCGGCGCUGGACGCGGCGGCGCGCCAGCGCAUCCGCGAGGUGCUCGGCGAGCUCGCCCCGUGGGAGGGCGGCGAGGAGGCAGUGGCGGCGGCGGGCGGCGGCGGCGGCAGCGGCGGCGGCGGCUGGGCGCAGUUCGAGGCGUUCGCGGCGCCCGCGCCCUUCGACGCCUUCUGGCCAUCCGCGCACAGCGCAGACGAGUGUUCGCAAGACAACGUAGAGGCCAGUAUGCACAGACUGCAGCUCGACGAACCGCUCCAGAAGCCGCUGGACGAGGCGAGCACGGCGGAGCUGGCCAACAACCUGCUGACCGCCAUGAGCGGCAUGUCGCCCGACGUCGUCGCCAACAUCGUCAACGCCAACACCACCGCCGUGGACGCGUUCACCAUCGCUGACCCGCCCACCACCGCCGCCGCCGACACCGUUGACGACAACGCCCCGGCCGAAGCUCCCAGUGUGGACGCCGUGCACAACUCAGCCAGCGAGCCCGCCGUGGGCACCGAGUCCAGCGUGGCGGGCGCAGACGACGCCAGCAGCGCGAGGUGAUGGCCGCCGCAGGUGGGUAGCGGGCCGCCGUUCCGACCGGGCCGGUCGCGGCAGGCGGCCGGCGCCGACUGUUGACCGGCGGGCGAACUGUUUUGUACUCCCCCUUGUAUUAGCUAAUAGUAGCCCGAUGAAAUGUUUUGUAUAUUGAAGCGUACGACCGACGGAUAUGUAGACGGAUAUGUCAUAUUCUAGUUUAUUGCUAAGAAAGUAAUGUACUAACGCUUCGUAUUGUUUAACUUAGCCAUCCAUCGAAACACCCCCCGCUCUGUGAUUAAUCAAUGUUCGAAUCAUCAUCAUUAAUAGUCAUUAAAAGUAUAUCUAAAUAACGUGUGUCGUGUUGUGGCAAUGACUGAGUACGAUUUCUUAGCAAUAAAUAUAAUUCAGUUGCUGUGAUGUAUUUAAUUAUACUUACGAUGGAACGUUGCCUAGUACCGACCUGCCGACGGUACCGACUGUCCCCCGCACGGCAGCGGCGCACACUAGUACUGUCGACGUAUGAUACCGUACUGUCUGUGUUAUUACAUAAAUAAACUUACAGCUCGUACAUGGAUAGCAGGGCGUCGGCCAUGAUUUUAACUGGUGAUCUCACCUUUAUUACUUUAAUAAAGAUAUUUUGUGUAAUUGAAUGAAUAAUAAGAUAUAUUUUUUAAUGGAAAGCCUUAAAAAGCAGAAUAAUAAAUAAUACAUUAUAAUUGGUUAUUUGGUUAGAUUUAUUAUGUUUUCCGCUACCAUAGUAUGUGUAUAUAGUAUGCGUGCGACUGGCAACACUCAAAGAUGGACUACUAUUAUUAUUACCAGAAGUUCUACAACCUUCCAUAUUAGCCAUCAAUCUUCGAUUGUCAUUUCGUCUACGCACGUUUUGUUACGUGUUUCACCACUAAAUGAGGCAUUUCAGGCUAUAUAUUUUAUAAUAGAUCGCUGCUCGGUUCGAUGUCCAAACAAGAGUAGCAGUUUGGAUGUUGCAAAACAUACUUGGACGAAAUGGCAGUCGGAAUGUUGUAAAAUUUAUGAUAAUAAUAAUAGUAGUCAAUCUUUGGGUGUUGCCAGUCUCACACGUACUAAUUGUAGCGGAAUUGAACAAAAUAAUUCUAAUGAAAUAAAUCAGUCAAUGGACAUACGUAAAUAUAAAAUUUAGUUCAAAAAUAAAAUAUUAAAUUGUUAUACUAGUAAUGUAUUCACUUUUAUUCUGAAAUCCUUUUCUUUUAUUUAGUAACAAUUUAAAAAAUGAACUAUUAUUACAGUUUACCAUUUGAAACGAUCGCUUCCCUGUUGUCACAAGUGCUGGUGUGUUCCCUUGACGUGCGCGACGCUACAGUUCCACAGUUUUAUUCGUCGGCAGUGACGUCACCCCUCAACUCCUCUUAUCUAUUACAUGCACAAAGAUGUGAUCCAAAUGUAUUUAUGUAAAUGUUAACAUACUGGAUAUAUGGGAGAAGUUUAUAAUAGACUGUGUCUGUGAAUGAAGCUACAUUAAUCAUAAAACAAAUGUAAUUGUCUUAAUAUACGAUAAUCUGCAUCAUGGAUUGUAAGCUGCAUAGUAUGCAGUGCAGUAAGUCCGCUUGAAUCAUUUAAUUAAAAUGCAUACUGUACAUUGUGUCAUCAUUAUAUAUAUAUACGUACACAUUUAUAACUGUAUAAGUUCAUUUCAUCGCGUAGAUAAAGAAGUCUGAUGAAACCAAUGCGGUCCAAUACUUUGCUACGGCUCCUUUACAGUUUGGGUUCUUAUACAAAAUGAAUUAAGUGUUUGUUGUCACGCGGGCAAAGAUUCCGGUUUGGAAUAUGUACAAAAUGUAAUAUACAAUUUAUUUAGCCAAUUCAAUCGAGCUUUACUUUCCUAUAGUGUCAGCUGCGGCCGGCGGGCGCGCUCAGCUUUCAGUUACUGCUAUCUUAGUUUGAAGUCCCAAAACAUUGUCAAGUCUCCAAAGACCAUAUUGCCCCAAAUCUCAUUUUGCCCUCACAACAUAUUUUCCCAUAUAUUCCAUUGCGCCCACAUAUCUCAUUGUGCCCCCAUAUUCUAUUGUGCCCCCCAUAUUCCAUUGCGUUCGCAUAUCUCAUUGUGCCCCUAUAUCCUAUUGUGCCCCCCAUAUUCCAUUGCGUUCGCAUAUCUCAUUGUGCCCCCAUAUCCUAUUGUGCCCCCCAUAUUCCAUUGCGUUCGCAUAUUUCAUUGUGCUCCCCAUAUCCCAUUGUGUCCCUAUAUCCCAUUGUACGCCCAUGUUCUAUUGCGCCCGCAUAUCUCAUUGCGCCCGUAUAUCUCACUUUGCCCCCAUAUCUUAUUGUGCCCUCAUAUACCAUUGUGCCUCCAUAUCUCAUUGUGCCCUCAUAUCUCAUUGUGCCCCCAUAUGUCAUUGUGCCCCAUACCCCAUUGUGCCCUCAAAUGGCGGCGCGGCGCCGCGUGCGGUGUGCCCGCCGGCCGCGGCCGCUACGGCCGGUACAGGCGGCGGCCGGGCCUGGUGUCUGUGGACGAGACCAGCGCAUGGUAUGGUACAGCGCGUGCGUGAUGUUACGUUGUAAGCCCCAAGUGCCUGGCCGGUGCGGCGGCGCGCUCCAUCCCUCGUCACGUUGUCGCUUCACUGCCUCGUGCAAUAUUGGUCUCAGUGUUCGUAUCUCGUCUUGUAUAAUAUAAUAUAAUAUAAUAUAAUAUAUAGUUAUAUAGCGUUAAUGCAAUGCAUACUGUAUGCAUACUGUGAUGUUAUGAGCGACGCGCGUCUGAUUACCUACGUAACUGUAGAGUGCGGCUCGCGCGUCCGGCGUCCGGCGUCCGGCGUCCGGCGUCCGGCGUCCGGCGGACGGCGGACGCGAGGCGACAUCUUAGCAUUUCUAUUUUAUUAUCUGUAGAUAUUGUAAUAUUAGUAUUGUAUAGAUUGUCACUGUCACGGUGAACGGAGAACAAUCACAGCAUAUUGGAGUCGGUUCUAAAGUACCUCUAUUUAUUUAUUUCUCUAAACCUGUAUUUAUUGUGUUUGUAAAUUAUUGUUUUAUGGCCAAUCGAAGAAUAAAUUUAUAAUAAUUUCGACUUAAUUCUAUUAGAAAUGUAGUUCAAAUUGCUCUUUUUAAUAAAGAUUUCUCAAAUUGAAAUUAUAAUUUUAGACAUAGAGAAAUAGCGCUUCAGCAUCGACUUAAUAAACUAGUUUUUAUUCGACACUAUAUAGCGUAGUAACUCGAAGGUUACCUACUGCAGUGUUAGAUCCGUUCACCAUAUUCUCACGGCCAAAUUCGGGCACAAACCAUUCGAAGAUGAAUUUCCAAACGGCAUAUUGUUAUAACAGUAGUUAAGUAUUAAAGCAAUUAUUUGUAGUUUAUAAACAAUUUGUAUUAUUGUAUCGCGUGUCAAAACCGAGAGACGUGAGUCGUUCCACCGUUCGAUGUAAUGCGUCUGUUUAUUCCUCACGUCGUACAACUAGCAGGUCGCUGCGGCUCUUGUACUGUUUUAAUGCCAUUCGUUGCUUUUGACUUAUGAUACUUGAAUUACAAACAAGACAUGGCAUAUCCUUAUGGUUUUAUUAAAUACUGACAUUGUCCAUACUUUUUGUUAGAUUUUCCUAAAACUGUUUUUCGAUUAAAGAUAGAUAGAUACUCUUUAUUGUUUCCUCCAAAAGAUUACAAUAGUAAACUUAUUAUAAAUACAAAUAAUUACAAGAAAUAAUCACAAUGAGAAAUCAAUAGGCGACCUUAUCGUUAAGAGCGAUCUUUAAAGGCUAAUAUAUAUGUUUUAGUGUUUUGUUUUGUUAGAAAGAGACAACGAAUAUGGCUUUGUAGCGACGCUUCGUCUCCUGGCCUCGCAUCUUGUACACGUACACAGUGUCGACAACACGACUCGUAUUUUAGUUAAUACAUUUUAUUGUUAAAAGUUUUGUAAACACACUUUAUAUUUUAAUGUAAUAACCACCGAUUUAACUUACUUGUAUAAUUAGAAUGAAAAAGCUCAACUAGUUUGGGAAUCAAUUCGUGGUCAUUAGUGAUGAGCGACUGUGACGCGAGCACGUAAUACUAAAACGCGAGUAAAACUGGUAGUUACUACAUUAAAAUCAAUACAAUGGUUUAUUUUUAUAAUUGCUAAACAUGUCCUGCUCCAGUCCGAGAAGGCAUGCGCCGUGCCUUCCGUUGUCCGUUCUCAGUGACCAGACAGAUCCAUAUUGCGUUUGGUAGUUAGCAUUCGAGCCGCGACCUCGCAGUGUUGCCAUAACUAUAACGUUGUUCAGUGUGGAGUGACGUAUAACAAUUUGGAACGUGUUCAAUUCACAUUUCAAUUCAAUAGUGUUGCUAUAUUACUAUAAUGGCGGUCGUAUACAGGGCCGGCGCGGCUGCAAGCUUAACCUAGCGUAGCCUUACUCUCGUACGUAACAAAGAUGGCGCCGUGGUCGCGUGGCGGCGCGCGGCCGACCACGCACUUUCUGUUUUCAAUAUCAAAUAGUCAUAUCGAUUCGAGGAAUAUUAAUAUAAUUAUAUCAAGUAACAUAUCGGUAGUUGGAAACGGAACGCGGCGGCCGCGCGUGGCCGUGCGAGCUCGCGCGUCCGGCUCGGUUAGCGGCCAUCUUUAAACGCUUCCAAUGCGUUUGUUAGUUUUGUUUUAUUUCUAACUGUGACUGAUCUCCCUUGUGAUGCUUGUUUAACCAGUGCUGUGUGCAUAAUAUUAAUAAUUUACUUUGUGCGACUGGCGAGCCAGUUCGCCGCGCAGUGUUGCCGUAUAAAAUAAUACAAUCGAUGUGGCAGAGUUUAUUUCGUUCGACGAGUGAAUAGUAUUCGCGUAGUUAACUCGUAAUUAUUGUUAGAUAUCAUAUUUUUUUAUUGACAUGUUCAAAAUCGAAUUCAUCUUUAGUUUUCAUUGUUCGUGUUUUACGUUGACGUGCUCCUAGACACCAUGCACGAUUGUAUAAUGUAUUCGUAUGUUUAAAUCGGCACUAUAGUGAGUUAAUACCGUCUCGCUCUGGAAUCGCUGUUCAUACGCGUAACAGUGGCCUAAAUGUUGUCGUAAUAUAUUUCUGUGAUUGUAACCAAUGGGAUAUGAGAAUAGGGUAUACAGAACGUGGAUGGGAGUGCUCUAGUGGGCUUUCCUCUCCGUACGCGGCCCGGACGUCUCUGAGACGUCGCCGUCGCUGGCAAGUGGCGCGUGCGCAGUUGACGUCCGCGGUCACUUUGCAUUAGGGGCUCCGCCCCCGUCGUCGCUUAUUAUUUUUCUAGUAGUCGCCAGUAAAUUAGUCGUAAGUACAUCGGCAGACAUUUACAUUUGAACGCGCCCUAAACAUAUUGUGAAUUCAUAUCGUAUUCGUUUGAAUGUUAGGCAAAUUUUGUAAUGAAUAAUAAAUAUUACGAGCCAUUCCAGUCGAGAUCGUGGUUCAUAAUCAAUUGGUUGGAUUUUAUACAUUUUUUUUUAAUUUACUUUAUAGAAAUUGUAUUAUAAUGUAAGUGUAUGUGAUUACAAUAUAUGGUAAGGAGUGUGAUGCGGCGGGCGGGGCGAGCCGCGCGGCCGCGCUAGUGUCGGCGCGGCGCCGCCCGACUGGUGCUAACUAUAAGUUCCGUGCGCAGCGCUGCAGCUCGCCAACUCUGUACGCGUAACAAGUACUGGAAUUGCCCGCCGCCCGCCGCCCGCCGCCGGAACCGUCGCAUGUGUUAUUGAGUUUAUUGAACUCCUAUCUAUAUACCUCAGUUAUUAAUACAUACGUGGCUGCAGCGGCGGGGCGGGGCGGCGGGCAUUCUCGAGUCCCAGUUGUUUGUAUACCUAGUGUCCUAUGGCGCUGCCGGCUGGGCCGUUUUCCAUUGUACAUUAGCAUAUUCAUAAUCAAUUGCUUCGUACCGUCGGAGCAAGUGGAAACUAGUUUAUUGUAGUCGAACAAAGAGGAAGGUACAUCAAGAUUAUCUCAAGGCUACAUUCCAGAGUUGUCCACUUGCGCCGUCGAUAUUUGACAUGCUACUUCCAGUGGGUAGUUUUACUAUGUUGUUCAGUAUUAUCGGCACAUGUGCAGCCCAGCCGGCAGAUGGCGCGCCGGCCGGUUUAGGAAGACAGCAUAGAUACAUUGUCAAUUUACAAGCGACACUUGUGCGUCGAUCGUCUCCCUAAACCAUAUGUCGGCGUGUGACGCGGUGGUAUUUGAAAUAUUAGUGCAAUUAGUCGUCGAAAUUAUUCUCUGUAUUACUGUAAUGUGAUUUGAUGACUAGAACAUUAUAUAUAUAUAUAUAUAUAUAUAUAUAUAUAUAUAUAUAUAUAUAUAUAUAUAUAUAUAUAUAUAUAUAUAUAUAUAUAUAUAUACAUAUAAUAACAGUGUCUUUGUAUGGCUACGUACAAUGUGACGUCGUCCGCGCGCACACAGCGGCUAAUUUGGACUCAGUGAAUCGUAAAGGCCCCUAUGAUGAUCGGACAAGCGUAACAACGAAAUCAUUAGAACAAAUGCAUCACCGACCUGGAUAUGUCAACUAUCCAGAGAACGGUGUGAUAUCCCUUCAUUACCUGCACAGAACUUUCCCAUAGACUGUCGAAGGAAUUGUCCUAAGCUACUUGUUUCCAUUGGCACAUUACUUUUUGACUUACGCAAAAAAAGAGAUAAAAAAAAAUACAUAUACGAAAAAAGGCAAAUACAUAAAAGAAUUGGCGAAUUUCCCUUUCGUGCGUGUGUUGCCAUAGCAACACAAAAUGGUCACAACUCAGUUUAUUGUUUUGUCUUCAAAAGAGUAAAACUGUUAUUCUGUUGUGGCCAAAAGCGAAAUAUUCAUUAGUGUUGGUUUAAAAACACUCUCUAAUGAUAGAUCUCUCCGUGUCUCUCUUUCCCCCCUGACCUGGCCUGGUCCGCUGCGGUGCAGCGGUUGUGUGCGCGCGGGCGGCGGCGGCGCUUCCAACGACUACUAUGUACAACAUGAUUUUGUGAUAUCAUAUUUGGAUUUCGACCUUCAGCUAAGUGCGACCGUCCUCAAUGUUGUUACUUUUCUAUGUACAUAUUGCAUCUAUGUUUAGUGCUUAGAUUAUAUAGAUAGAGUGUCUCCAUACAAGUGCUUCAUCAAAAACAGCUCAAUUUCUAUAUCCGUGUGUGCGUGAUAGGGUUGCCAUAAUGUACAUUUACUACUCGGUGUAUGGGAGAAAAUAUAUUGUAAGGUAAAAUUAAAAAAUAAAAAUAAUACAACGUCUUUAUGAGUAUAUUUGAAAGAACAAUAUAAACAGUUUUUAAUGAUUCGCAAUGAUUUUUCACUUUGCUAAUUAAUUUUAUUUAUAUCCAACAAUAGAUUUAAAGAUUUUUUCGUUUUAAAAUCAUUGAAAAUGGCCGCUAUUUCAAAUAAUACAUGCCUAUUAAUUUGUAAACAAUGCGAACAUGGAUGUAUUUAUGUAAUAUCAGAAGAUAUAGCUCCGAAUUCAAAUUAUUUUUUUUUAUUCGAUCUGGGAAAUUUAUAAUCUAACUAGUUGCAACAUUGAAAAAGAAAAUGGCGCGUUCUAUUUUUAUUUAAAAAAUAUAAGUGUCAAAUUGUGCCAGCUAAAUGUCAACUUAGCUGACUAGACAUUGACACAUUUUGACACUAGAUGCUCUAUCUAUAAUAAUGUAAGUUUUAGUGUUAGAGCGGCCUCUCCCGGGCCGGCGUGAAAAGAUAGUUGGCCGAAACAUCUGGUUACUCACGUGCGCUCUAAUGUUAGUGGAUCAUUUGAACGAGGCAUCCACCAGCGCGUAUUAUGUUAUUGUUUCAUACCGAUGCAAGAUGCGGCUGAUAUCUCACAUAAUUGAUAUAGGAACAAGUCCGGUGGCUUGGGCAGCCGAGAGACCAUCAUGUCUUCCCAUACUUUAAAUACAACAUUCGGCAUAGACCAAAAAAUGGUCUAAAAUCGAAUUACAACGCACAUUUUUCAAUGGGAAAUGUUGUCUAUGGACAAAAUGCUGAUCGUCUGUGCAGGUCAUUAUUGUCUGCGGCUAUUAUUACGUUACGCAGAGCAGCUACAGGGCAUGGUCCAAUGGCCAGUGAGGUAUCAGCGGCGCAUCGCGAAAUAUCGGAAAGUAUUUUACUUAUUUCGACAUAAUGUAUUUUAGUUAAGGCCCGGUUUUUAACUUAUGACCUCGUGUAAAUUGUUGACACACGUAUUGUGUAUGUUUUUGUGCGAAGACGUGACUACAGCGCCGUAACUCGACAAAGGUAACAACCAAAAUAUAUUUUGUACCAAUUAAGUGGCACACGAUCGCACCAAACAAGCGACCGAGCUGCUGCGGAUGAAAUUUGGUGGGGCCGUGGUCACGUCUUACAAUAGUGCGAUCAAUUUUGUAUUAUAAGUCCUCCCACUGGAUCUUCAAUGAGUUAGUUCACACAACUCUGUACUGUGUUAUUAUUUGUAUAAGGUAUAAAAUAAACGUGUCACUGUGAUGCGAUGCGAGCGGUGUGCGCCGGAUAGUGGCGUACUGUUGUAAAAUCAGUGACUCGUUUACUUUGUAACAUUAUGUUUGUGUAAAUAGGUAUGUAGCAUGCAUACUACAAUUGGGAGCUGACGCGGGCGCAUAAUGCUCGCGUGUCAGUGUUUAAACGAGAACUGUGCCUUCCGGGCGCUAGAGGGCGCGGUGAUCCACACCCUUCCCUUGUCCUAUCGAUGUAUUUGUGUUCGGCGACCUCCACACCCUUUCCAUAUGAGUCCAGGAGCCAUCAGUAAUAAUUGAAGGAAGAUUAAUUAUAAAUAUUGAGCAAAUAAUAGAACUAUUUGUUUCCUAUAUGUAACUUCUAUGUUUUACGUUAUUUGAUUAUAUUAAAAUUAGCUAAACAAUGGGGUCGAUUCUAAGCUGCCGUGUCUGUAACCUAUCUCUGAAAUUAUAACUUCAUUUUGGUAUCAGAGCGAAAACUUUAUUGUAACGACUAAUUUGAACUAAAUUUCCAAAUAAUUUAAGUCAAAGUUACUAUAAAUUUAGUUUCCGAUGCUCCAUAAAACAAUAAUUUCGCACAAUUAUCAAAUUAAAAUAAUAAGAAAUGGCUUCUCAGAGUCGACUCCAAUGUAUUUUUAUAAAUAAGUAAAUUGAAUCACUAAAUACAACGACAUUUUUAGUAAUAUUUCAUUUAUAAUAUGAGAGGUGGCGCCUGAACUCUACGGACAUGUUACGACUCCUCGUCCCCCUCCUACCCCUCCCCUCACCCCUCCCGCCGCGAGCCGCCCCGACACGCCCGAGACAUAAUAAAUGCUCGUAAUUGUAUUCUAUUGUAUUUAUAUUAUCAUAGUUAAAAGUUUUAUUAAAAAAGUUGCUCAAUAA
Galleria mellonella (greater wax moth) is the source of this 12035-nucleotide messenger RNA. It is a transcript of the gene fmt, whose product is annotated as serine/threonine-protein phosphatase 6 regulatory subunit 2-like. The transcript has 17 exons. Lineage: Eukaryota; Metazoa; Arthropoda; Insecta; Lepidoptera; Pyralidae. Gene Ontology annotation, cellular component: cytosol; nucleus. The record is from RefSeq and is a predicted model, not a curated record. Gene Ontology annotation, molecular function: protein phosphatase binding; protein phosphatase regulator activity. Bases 112 to 2838 code for a protein of 908 amino acids.